This is a messenger RNA of Apis mellifera (honey bee), 1196 nucleotides long. RefSeq names its product transient receptor potential-gamma protein. The transcript is spliced from 2 exons. Lineage: Eukaryota; Metazoa; Arthropoda; Insecta; Hymenoptera; Apidae. Gene Ontology annotation, biological process: calcium ion transmembrane transport; GPI anchor biosynthetic process. Gene Ontology annotation, molecular function: calcium channel activity. The coding region runs from base 278 to 1003 and encodes 241 amino acids. Gene Ontology annotation, cellular component: glycosylphosphatidylinositol-N-acetylglucosaminyltransferase (GPI-GnT) complex; membrane. The record is from RefSeq and is a predicted model, not a curated record.
AAUAAUCUUAAGGUUGAUCCUUAAAAAUGUAUUCCUUUUAUUUAUUUAUUUUUUUUUAUGAUCCUGAAAUAACGCGUUCUUUAUGAACUAUCCAUUUAAUCACAGUGAUAUUAUAAGUGUUAAACAUUGAGGACAACAAAAAACACAUACGUAUUUUACACAUGAAUACAUACAUUCGUAUACGCAACAUGUACGCACAUAUAGACAGAUUGAAGAAUACAUCGCGAUACAUGGAAUUUUCACAAAAACGUAUCGUUACCACAUAUUUCCAGUCAGGAUGAGUCCCGUAUUGGCCGUUGAGUUAUUGUUCUUCGCCAUCUUCGGUCAGACGACCCACGAACAAUUCAAGGUUGAAAUAACGCAGCCCGAAUGGACCAAAGUUCUCUUCAAGCUCACCUUCGGUAUUUAUAUGCUGGUUUCGGUGGUUGUGCUGAUUAAUCUUCUAAUUGCCAUGAUGAGUGACACUUACCAAAGGAUACAAGCUCAGUCCGACAUCGAAUGGAAAUACGGAUUGAGUAAGCUCGUUAGAAAUAUGCACAGGACAAAUACGGCGCCAUCACCGUUGAAUCUUCUUACCACCUGGAUGACAUAUUUGUUCAAACACUGCAAAAAACGCGCUGCGAAAAAACAACGACCUUCUCUUGUCCGCUUGAUGGGGUUGCAAAGAACAGACGCUCUUUCACCACGCUCCAAAAUGGCCACCAAAUGGUUAUCCAAAGUAAAAAAGACUCAAGUGGGUCAUAAAGAAAGUAUUGCCUUGUCGGUUGUUCAAUUAAGCCCUCUUGGCAGUCAAUUAUCGUUCAGUAACGCUGUCAGAAUCGAUAACGUUGUCGAUUGGGAAGCGGUCCGACGAAAGUAUCGAGAUCUUUAUGGUGAAAAGAUCGAAAAACAUGCUGAAGAAUCGAAAGAUAUUAUCGAACACGACCCCCUACCGGCCGUUUUGGAAAGUUCGUUGGCCGAUGUUCCCAUUGGAAACCAAGCUGUAUCUACUUCUGUUUCUUGAAUCGAUUAUUUUUCACGAUCGAUAUAUUGAAAAUGGAUCUAUUUGAACAUAUUCUAUCUAAUUGAAUAUAUUCUUCUGAUAUUAAACAUUAUUGAAAUAAAACGUACGAAUUUAUCAUUUUCCAAUAUAAAUGUACAAUCUUGCGUCUUGCAUUUGAUCUUUCUUGAAAUAAACAUCAGAGAUGACCGGAUCA